Messenger RNA from Manacus vitellinus (golden-collared manakin), 1904 nucleotides. RefSeq names its product musashi RNA binding protein 1 (gene MSI1). Gene Ontology annotation, molecular function: RNA binding. Gene Ontology annotation, cellular component: cytoplasm. Lineage: Eukaryota; Metazoa; Chordata; Aves; Passeriformes; Pipridae. The record is from RefSeq and is a predicted model, not a curated record. The transcript has 13 exons. Bases 1 to 903 code for a protein of 300 amino acids.
AUGCGGGACCCGCUGACAAAGAGAUCCAGGGGCUUCGGGUUCGUCACGUUCAUGGACCAGGCUGGCGUCGACAAGGUCCUGGCCCAAUCCAGACAUGAACUGGACUCCAAGACGAUUGACCCGAAGGUAGCGUUCCCCCGCCGAGCACAGCCCAAGAUGGUGACCCGAACGAAGAAGAUAUUUGUGGGUGGUCUGUCUGUGAACACUACUGUGGAGGAUGUGAAACAAUAUUUCGAGCAGUUCGGGAAGGUGGACGAUGCGAUGCUGAUGUUCGACAAAACAACCAACCGACACCGAGGGUUUGGGUUUGUCACAUUUGAAAGUGAAGACAUUGUGGAAAAAGUGUGUGAAAUCCACUUCCAUGAGAUCAACAACAAGAUGGUGGAGUGUAAAAAAGCUCAGCCGAAGGAGGUGAUGUCCCCAACGGGCUCGGCACGAGGGCGGUCCCGAGUCAUGCCUUACGGGAUGGAUGCCUUCAUGCUGGGGAUCGGCAUGCUGGGUUAUCCAGGCUUCCAAGCUGCCACCUAUGCGAGUCGAAGUUACACUGGCAUUGCACCUGGCUACACUUACCAGUUCCCUGAGUUCCGUGUAGAGCGGACCCCUCUCCCGAGUGCCCCCGUCCUCCCCGAGCUCACAGCGAUCCCCCUCACUGCGUAUGGACCGAUGGCGGCAGCAGCGGCUGCGGCGGCCGUGGUGCGAGGGACAGGUUCCACCCCCAGUCGCACCGGUGGAUUCCUGGGCACCACCAGCCCCGGGCCGAUGGCAGAGCUUUAUGGAGCCGCCAACCAGGACUCAGGGGUCAGCAGUUACAUCAGCGCUGCCAGUCCAGCCCCGAGCACCGGCUUCGGGCACAGCCUAGGGGGUCCCUUGAUUGCAACAGCUUUUACCAAUGGGUAUCACUGAAGCUGGGGACCAAGAAGGCAGGAGAUUCCCCAGUGACCUAACCGAGGACAGCAAGCGGCUGGAGGAUCUGGUGAGCCUCGGGGGAUGAGCCAAGGUUACCUUUCUCUUGAAUCAAACUGCACACUGCCGGCUGGCUGCCAGGCUCCUGCCGCCCUGCCCCGAUCUCUCCCUUUGACCAGACCACACUGGACUGAACCCGAGGAGAUCAUCUCGCUUUCUUACUAACCACCGACGGUUUACGCUUCCCCCCUCCCUGCCCCCAGCCCACUGAUUCUUCUUUUAUUUAUUUUAUUAGCUGUUAGUUUUAUUUUUUUAUUUUAUUUUUUUAUCUUUUUUUUUGGGGGGCUGCCCCUUCUUUUUGUUGUUUGCUCUUUCCCGAGCUAGUAGACAUAUUUUAUGAAUUGGCUUUGUGAUUGUGUUAGGUAGGUUUCAUUGAGGAGUAUUUUUAUUUGGCUUUGAAACUGUUUUGAAUAUUUUCAACUCUGUUGUUGUUGUCGUCAGUGUUUUUAAAGCACGGUAUGUAACAAGAAUGCAGUUCUGAAGGGAAGAAAGAGACACAGAGAGAGCAAAGGCUGAGAGGAACUGCUGUAUUUCUAUUUUUUUUAAAGAAACUGUUUUUAAUUGUUUCUGUUUUGUAAAUGUGAGGCUUUGAAAAGUGUGAAACUCCAAGGAUCCGAAAACGUUGGACAUCGCUAUGGAACAAAACAAAUGUAUAUUUUGCUAAGUGAAAAACACUAUCCUUACAGCUGAAAGAUUUUUUUUUUUUCCUAGGUUUAGUUUUACGUGGGGUUUUCUUUUUCCUCCUGUAUAAUAUGUAAAUAUCGCGAGCUGAACCUGGCUGCCGCCUGCAGCCUGGCUCCAAGGAGCAGCUCCAGGUCCUGGACUUGGAGCCGCAGCGUGAGCAAUACUCUCCAGCAGAAUCCUGACAGGACUCCGUUCUUUUUUUGUACACCUUUUACUGUAAGAUUUAAGAUUUUAAGACCUCUGAUGAGAUGAAAGCG